This is a messenger RNA of Microplitis mediator, 2874 nucleotides long. Its product is annotated as putative ankyrin repeat protein RF_0381. The record is from RefSeq and is a predicted model, not a curated record. Gene Ontology annotation, molecular function: protein binding. Bases 314 to 1966 code for a protein of 550 amino acids. Lineage: Eukaryota; Metazoa; Arthropoda; Insecta; Hymenoptera; Braconidae. Gene Ontology annotation, cellular component: cytoplasm. The transcript is spliced from 3 exons.
AUGCGCCGACGCGGGAAAAAAUAGACGCGUAAUAUCUUGCUUUUGCCUGUUGAAACUUGUCAGUUACGUUGUUAUUGUUACUAUUAUUUUUAUGUCAGUGUCAUUUCUAUAUAUGUAUAUACUUUUCAUUGACUAAGUCAGACAUCUGAACCUCUCUAAAUCGAGCAGUACACGUGUUUGAAUCAUUUUAUUUCUCGUUUAAUAAACAAAAAUCAAAUUUCAAAAACCUUAACAAGGCUCGUCUUUAAAUGAUACAAGAUGGUCCAAUAAUUUAAAAACUUUUUAAAUCAUUAGUAAUAUAUUUUAAUCGUGAAUGUAUAUAGUCCACUUGGUCUUUUUACUAUCAAUAAUUCACUUAGAAACCAACAUCGAAUUUAAAAAUAAUCAAAUGGCAGCAGAAUUCCCCGCUUUAUCUUACCAACAAGUCCGUGAAAAAAUAAUGCAAGGAGAGAUGGACGUUAACACAAAAUAUCCAGGAGCUUCAACCGAUCCAUCAGUUUUACAAUUAGCCGUCAAAGAACAAGACUCCGAAUUUAUUGACCAUCUUCUUCGGAAUAACGUCGACGUCAACGUUGCCACAGAGUCCUGUGAGCCAGCGUUAAAUCUCGCAAUCCGCGCAAACAAUCCCGAGUUGGUUAAAAAAUUAAUCAGUUCAGUCACUGAUUCAAAUUCCGCAUCGUAUAAUUACAAAGACUAUGAUAAUUGGCCGCGAUUUUACAUACUUGGUAAAAAAUACCAUGAAAUCCAAAACAGUUACCGUCCGGCUUUAGGUCAACCAGCUGUCAAAGAGUCAACACCCUCAGGGACUGUCCUUGACUUGGCAAUAACUGUCGGAAGUAUUGAAAUAAUUGACAUAUUAUUGAACGCAGGAGCUAAAAUGAAUCCAUCUACCAAAGGUAUUAAGCCUCUGCACUGGGCAAUUGCUCAAAAUAAAUAUGAGGUUGUUGAACAUCUGAUAAAACAUGGAGCAGACAUCAACGAUAUUUCUGAUAGCAGAACACCCUUACAAAUUGCCGUUGAAAAAGAAAAUAAAAAAAUAGUAGAAUUACUUAUUGAGAAGAAAGCUGACAUUAAUAGAGUCGGGCCAAAUAGUAAACCAGCUAUUAAUAUCGCUAUAGAGAAUAAUUAUUCAGAAUUGGUACACAUAUUGCUAGAUGCUGGCGCUGCAGUGAAUCCUGACAUAAAAGUAUGCCCACCGUUAUUUGAAGCUAUUUGUGCAAAUAAUUACGAACUCGCUGAGCAUUUGAUUAAUCUUGGAGCUGAUAUUAAUAUUAUUUGGUGUGGAAAAACACCAAUACAUCUAGCUGUCGUACGAGACGAUAGAAAAAUGUUCGAGAUUUUGAUUAAAAAUAAAGCUGACAUGAAUAUAAGUACAAGUAUGGGAACUCCUCUACAUACAGCUGUCUUUAGCGGUAAUUUAGAAUGGAUUAAAAUUUUAUUGAAAGCUGGUGCUGAUCUUUAUCCGCCUAAUUUAAGUACAUUGUUAAAAUUUUCACUCACUCAUCGUAAAGAAUUUAUCUUUGAUUACCUGCUGGACAUUGGUAUCAAUUUUAUUGAUGACAGUUACCUGACGCUAAUCAAUGCUGGUUUUGGUAAGCAUGAUAAUGCUCUCAAGAUGAAGAUAAAAAAUUAUAUUGUCAAGUUGAAGGCUGGUGAUUUUCAUGUCGAGCCGAAAAAUUUGCAAUUUGUCGAAGAUGAAGAAUUCAAUGAUUUUUAUAAUGAAUGUCGCAAAGAAAUUGAUCUGAUGAAAAAUAGUAAAAUUGACGGAACCAGUUGUAGUUACUAUGAUGUACUGCACAAAAGUAAACAAGAAUUGGCUGCUGAUUUGAAAAAUAUUGGUGAGAAUGUUGGUGUUUUGAAUGAAGAACAAUUACGAUCAAAGUUUCCGUUGUAUGGAGGAAUGGUUUGCUAUCGACUGGAAUAUGAGCAGGGAAAAAAUUUGGGUGUAACUGCUGAUGAUCAGUAAAAUUUAUGGUUCAAAUUUAUUUUUUUACCAGAAAAUCCUCAAUAUUUUUGUAAUUGAAUAAGAUUAUUUUUUAUGCCGAUCAAGAUUUCUACCUCAGUAAACAAAUAAUUUAUUAUUAUACAGAACUUAAAAAUUCAUACUACUAUUAAUAAGCAAUUAGUCAUAAGAUCAAUUACGCGAGUAGUUAUGUAGAUAAUGAUUGUUAUGAUUUAUAAAUAAACGUCUUAUGAUAAUAGACAAUUUGAAUGAAAUGACAUUUUUAAUUCGACUCUAAAGAUUUAAAUAAAAUAUUGAUAGCGUUAAUUUUUUAAAGUAGAAGGAAGCGCUGUGCAGUAAAUAAAGUAAUUCGCGUUAAUAAAUAAUUGAAUAAAUAAAUAAAAAUGAUGAAGUCAUUGCUGUCAUUCAUACCGUCUCAUUCAGACAAAAAGGCCGCGUGUAAAAAAUCCAAUGAAAAAGUUAACGAAAAUCUUUUAUUUGUUUUGGUUUCGCUGGUCGGCUUGUGCCUUUUACGCGUUGAUUUUAUUGUUAUACUAAUCAUUGUAAUUCUCAUGUACAUGCUGUAUAUAAACAGCGUCAGUUUAGCGACCUCAUUGCUAAUGAAUUCGUCAUUUUCAUGUUUACUUGAUGCCGAUGAUGAUAACGAUGAUGACGACGAUUUAGAUACUGAUACUGAAGAUGACAAAAGUUCUACAAAUGAAACUGAAGGAGUUGCUAAAAAGAAAAAGAAGUUAACAAAACUCGAUGACUAAUUUCUGUUAAAAUUUUCACUUUAUAUUAGAUGAGAAAAACUGAACUAAUUUAUUUUGAAUCAUUAAUUUCUUUAAAAGUUAAUGCUUAUAUUAGUUAAGAAGAAAAAAAAUCAAUUUAAACUCGAAUCAAUCAAAUUUUCUUGCUUUAAAAAAAUAAAA